CCCUGAUUUCAUUUCCUCUGUUGAAUUUGUUGUGGAUAGUCUGAAAAGUGAUCUGAAGUCUGAAAAGCCAUGAAUUCCAACUUUAGUGCCUUAACUUUUAGUGACUCUGACUAUAGUGUAAGUGCCGGUAAUUUUGUGUCCCCUAGUCUGCAACGCAGUGCACCACUUUCACGGACUUGUACUUUUAACUGUUUCUGCUGUGCAAGAAUUAAUCUUGGACUGUUUUGUGCAUGUAACUCCUCCAAAAUGACUGUUUCCACACAGACAUACAGUUUUGAUUUCCCCAAAGAUCAUCAACAGGACCCUCAAAACAUGUGGAAAAGGGGGACCUUUGAACAUGGCACUGUACAGAAGCUCAUCAACACCACCAUAGAGAAGUACAUGCCCUUUACUGUCAAGAACACCAUGACUAUGGAUACUGCAUUCGAGGAAAUUUUCAUCAGACUUGGGGUCCAGUUUCCAAAUUAUGCUAUUGACAGAAAGAAGCUGCGGAGCCGUAUGCUUAAAAGCAUGGAGUGGCAGCGGUACUACUCCAAAAAGAGGGAGCAGGCCAAAAAGGAGGACAGAUCUGCCCACCAGAUCCUGAGAAAGAAAAGAAAGCACGCAGAUGUCAACAAAGAAAAUGAGCCCCUCCUACCGACAGAGAAUGCUGAUAUGGGUGUAGACAACCCAGCAUUCCAAUCGGACGAUGACAGCGAUUCUGAUGUCCCCCUGGCCAUGCUGCAGCGUGGGAAUGGUUUAAAACUGCUUGUGGUAGCUAUUGACAGCGAGAUGAGAGAGGUGAGUGAUUCCAGUACUCCUGUGGCCUCUGGGCAAAACCUAGAAGGCCGGUCUAGAUUUGCAAAACUUGGUAUGGCUACAAAUGAUGUGUUAAAUAAGGCAUGCAGAGAUAUUCUAGAAUCAGAGAUUCCUGCAUCUGACAUUGAGAACAAGGUGAAUUUAUUAUCAAACAAAGAAAGGAAGAAUAUGAAAUUGUAUACACAUCAAGAAGAUAUUUUGAAAAAAGCCAACAAUUCUGGAUAUGAAGAAUUUGAUAUUUCAUUAACAUACAAGUGCAUUAGAAACAUUUGUUCAACGAUCCCUAUGCCAACAAAAGGAAAAUGGGGAGAUGACAGUAUGCCUGCAGCAGGAAAGGUGACAGUGGGUGACGAUAUCGAGAGAAUUAGAUUAAUUCGAAAUGAAUUGACUGCACAUGUGAGCUCAGCCUCCACACCGCAGAAAGAAUUUGAUGACACUUGGUCGAUGAUGUCGGAUAUCUGUCGAAGACUGGAAACCUUCACUGGAAAGAAGUACUUAGAUGAUCUUAAAUUCCAUUGA
Molecule: messenger RNA, 1317 nt
Organism: Saccostrea cuccullata (small rock oyster)
Lineage: Eukaryota; Metazoa; Mollusca; Bivalvia; Ostreida; Ostreidae
Exons: 6
Coding region: 70-1317 (415 amino acids)
Source: RefSeq, a predicted model, not a curated record